Molecule: messenger RNA, 787 nt
Organism: Acaromyces ingoldii
Lineage: Eukaryota; Fungi; Basidiomycota; Exobasidiomycetes; Exobasidiales; Cryptobasidiaceae
Exons: 1
Coding region: 213-647 (144 amino acids)
Source: RefSeq, a predicted model, not a curated record
CCGAGAUUAUGAUGACGACUUGCAUGACAUUGUCGUCUUGUUCGUGGCGACAACACCCAAAAGAGCGAGCCAGCAUACUUGUUCCUGACGAUGAGACAGCACCGCUCUCCCGAAGACGCCGAUUGAUGCUGAAGACGCCAAUUAAUGCCUGUGACUAUUCUCCCACGGACGUUGAUUCCUGCUGGUGACGAUUCUCCCGCUGACGCCAAUUCAUGCUGAUGACGAAUCUCCCGAGGGCGCCAAGUCUUGCCUCCGACGAUCGUGGACAUCUUGCAUCACUUGGUAUUUGCGCAACUCUGUCCUCGUCAUGCAAGAGCAAACGCGAUCGUGCUGUUAUCGAUAGAGGUACGCCCGAAACGACACAGAGGUACGGCAUGCGCAUACGAAGAAGCUGGAGAAGAAGAACACAGAAGGGUAUAAAAGCUGAACAGAUUACCCGCGUAUUCUUCUCGUCAACCCAAAGACAAGCCUCUCCAGUUCAAAGCCUGCCCUUCGCCUCAGCCGCCUCAAACCGCUCUUGGCAAGAUGAAAUUCUCCAGCCUCGCUCUCGCCGCCGCGGCCUUUGUGCCCCUCGUCUGCCAGUCCGUCUCUGCCGCGCCUGCGGCCGAAAAGGGCGUCGAGAAGCGCUUCGAAACGGGUUACGCUGAUAUCGUUGGUUCCGUUGCCGAACUGGCCAAUGCUAUCACCGAAGGCAAGGCGGCAGACGACGAACUUCGCGCGCGUUUCGCACAGAACAUGAUCGAUGGCAUGCGCCAAACGUGGGGCGACGAGCACAACUACGUCAUCU